Molecule: messenger RNA, 4719 nt
Organism: Lentinula edodes (shiitake mushroom)
Lineage: Eukaryota; Fungi; Basidiomycota; Agaricomycetes; Agaricales; Omphalotaceae
Product: DNA topoisomerase II
Exons: 16
Coding region: 38-4564 (1508 amino acids)
Biological process (GO): resolution of meiotic recombination intermediates; DNA topological change; sister chromatid segregation
Cellular component (GO): nucleus
Molecular function (GO): ATP binding; DNA binding; DNA topoisomerase type II (double strand cut, ATP-hydrolyzing) activity
Source: RefSeq, a predicted model, not a curated record
GAUUUCUACUUUCACUACCACUCGUACACGCUACAAGAUGAGCUCUUCGGAGGGGGAAAGCUUCGGGGUGAUGGACAUCACGGAUAGCGAGUCUGAUUUUUACGAGAUUCCACCAAAGAAGUCCACCAAGGCCAAAGCAUCGACUGUCCCAAAAGCAAAGGCAUCAAAGUCUCAAGCCGCAGGAAAGGCUAAGGCCCCUACAAAGAAGAAGGUCCUUGCCGACCACAAUGACAACGCAGAGAAAGACGCUACGGACGAAGACGAGAGGAUGGAAAUGGAUGAUGAUGUUCCAGAAAUGCAAUCGACGGACGCUCCCGCUCGAAAGAAGAAAAGUGUCUCUGAUACCUUCCAGAAGCUCACACAACUGGAACAUAUAUUGAAACGACCGGAUUCUUACAUUGGAAGCGUUGAGCACAUCACACAGGCGAUGUGGACUUAUGAUGUGAACACGAAGCGGAUGGUCCAUCGCGACGUCAGAUACGUUCCAGGUUUCUUUAAGAUUGUUGAUGAGAUACUGGUGAAUGCCGCCGAUAAUAAGAUUAAUGACCCGAAUAUGGAUACCCUCAAAAUAAAUAUCGACGUAGAGGAAGGCACCAUUUCGGUGUACAACAAUGGAAAGGGAAUUCCUAUCGAAAUACAUUCGCGUGAAAAGAUAUAUAUCCCGGAAUUGGUUUUCGGUCAUCUUCUGUCCGGUUCCAACUACGACGAUGACGAAAAAAAGCUUACGGGUGGUCGAAAUGGUUAUGGUGCUAAACUUGCCAACAUCUACUCCCAUGAAUUCACUAUUGAAACUGCCGAUAAGUCAACGUCUCAGAAGUACAAACAGACAUGGACGGAGAAUAUGAGCAAGUGCGGGAAGGCGAAGAUCACCAAGAACGGGAAAGGCGAGGAAUUUACACGCGUCACGUUUCGCCCCGACCUCCAACGGUUCGGAAUGGAUUCCAUUGACGAAGAUACGGCUGGACUUCUUCGACGACGCGUCUACGACAUGGCUGGUACAGUCAAGGACGUAAAAGUCUUCUUGAACGAUGAGAAACUGAAGAUCAAGAACUUCAAGUCAUAUGUCGACCUGUAUCUAAACUCUGCGACGGCUGAGGCCGCUGAACACUCUGGUGGUGCUGCUCAAAACAAGCCCACUGUCAUUUACGAGCAGAUCAGUUCACGUUGGGAAGUGGCAUUCGCUGUUUCCGACGGUAAUUUCAUGCAAGUAUCCUUUGCUAACUCCAUCUCCACUUCCAAAGGUGGAACCCAUGUCAACCUCAUCGCCGACCAGAUUGCGAAGAACCUUAUCACUGCAAUUGGGAAGAAGAACAAGGCAGCUACCGUCAAAGCUGGCCAGAUCAAGAACCAUAUGUGGGUAUUCAUCAAUGCCCUCAUUGAGAACCCGACUUUCGAUAGUCAAACGAAGGAAACGUUGACACUUCCAUCAUCGAAAUUCGGAACGAGGCCAGUUUUAUCAGAGGAAUUCAUGAAGAAAGUCCAGAAAUCUCCUAUCGUGGACAACAUCUUAAAUUGGGCCAAGUUCAAAGCUGACCAGCAAAUCAAGAAAACCGAUGGAAGCAAGCGUAGUCGGUUGACUGGUUUACCAAAACUGUCCGAUGCAAACAACGCUGGAACAAAGAAUGCAAAGGAUUGCACAUUGAUUCUUACAGAAGGAGAUUCCGCCAAAGCACUUGCGAUUGCUGGUCUCGGAGUGGUAGGGCGUAACAAUUUUGGCGUCUUUCCCCUCCGAGGUAAGUUGCUGAACGUACGUGAAGCCCGGCACGAUCAAAUCAUGAAGAACGAGGAAAUUCAGAACAUCAAGAAGAUUAUGGGAUUGCAGCAUAACAAGGACUAUUCAAAUGUCUCAAGCUUGCGAUACGGACGCUUAAUGAUCAUGACUGAUCAGGAUCACGACGGAUCUCAUAUCAAAGGGCUUUUAAUCAAUUUCAUCGACCACUUUUAUCCGUCACUACUUAAAAUACCCGACUUCCUCGUUGAGUUCGUCACGCCGAUUAUUCGGGCCUCUAAAGGAAAACAACAUCGGGAUUUCUUCACAAUCCCUGAGUACGAGCAAUGGGCACAAGAAGUACCUGGUGCAGACAAGUGGGACACGAAGUACUUCAAGGUUGGCAUUUUCGUCACGACGUUUGUCCUUGUGCUCACAGUUAUGAAGGGUCUGGGUACCAGUACCGAUGCCGAUGCUCGUGGUUAUUUCAGCAAUAUGGCGAAACAUGUAAUUCCUUUUGCCCCGACGCAGGAAGGGGACCGAGAAUUGAUAGAACUGGCGUUCAGUAAGAAGAAGGCUGAUGACCGGAAAGAAUGGCUUCGGCAGUUCAAGCCUGGAACCUUCUUAGAUCACGAGCUCCACGAGAUUCCGUAUUCUGACUUUGUGAACAAGGAACUUAUACUGUUCUCCAUGGCUGAUAACAUUCGGUCUAUACCAUCCGUCGCCGAUGGUUUGAAGCCUGGGCAGCGAAAAGUUGUCUGGGCUUGCUUCAAGAGAAAUCUCAAGAAGGAGAUCAAGGUUGUACAACUAGUUGGUUAUGUCUCCGAACAUGCGGCAUACCACCAUGGUGAUAUGAGCUUGACUCAGACCAUUGUCGCUCUCGCCCAGGACUUUGUAGGAAGCAAUAAUUUGAACCUUAUGAAUCCGAGUGGUCAGUUCGGAACCAGAGAUCAGGGCGGUAAGGACCAUGCCUCCGGCAGGUACAUCAACACCUUGCCAAUGCCUAUCGCACGCAGUAUUUUCCAUGCCGAUGACGACGCCCUGCUGAACGCUCAGUUCGAAGACAACUCACAAAUUGAGCCCGAGUUCUAUAUGCCGGUUGUGCCUAUGGUCCUCAUCAAUGGUGCCGAGGGUAUUGGGACUGGCUGGAGUACGAACAUCCCCGGCUUUAACCCGGUCGAGAUAGUUGCUAACAUACGUCGGCUCCAAAAUGGCGAAGAGCUCGUUCCUAUGCAUCCAUGGUGGCGAGGAUUCAAGGGCGAAAUCAAACAGACGUCGAAAAACAAAUACGACGUUUCCGGAAUUGUGACUAAACUUGAUGAAACCACGGUCGAAAUAACCGAGCUCCCGAUUCAUAAAUGGACGCAAAACUUCAAGGCUGAGCUUGAGACAAUGAUGGUUGGCGAGAAAGGUGAAGGUUCGGUCAAGAAUUAUCAAGAACAUCACGCAAACGAGAAUGUUCAUUUCAUUAUCCAGAUGGACGCCAAAGAGCUCGUGAAAGCUGAGGAGAAGGGUCUCCCGGAGUACUUCAAACUCAUCUCCAAGAUCUCGACAAGUAACAUGAUUUGCUUCGACCUUGACGGUAAGAUUCGCAAGUACGACUCCCCAGAAGCGAUAUUAGAGGAGUUCUACCCCGUUCGGUUGUCCUAUUACCAGAAGCGCAAGGAUUAUCUGUCUGGAGAGAUGACAAGAGUUUUGGAUCGCCUCAAUAGUCAAGCUCGGUUCAUCCAGAUGAUUGUCGAUAAACAGCUCAUUGUUGCCGCACGAAAGAAGGUCGACAUCAUCGCUAAUUUGAAGGAACUCAAAUUUCCUGCAUUCCCUAAGAAGAGCAAGGCGAAUGCAAGUGCAGAUGAGAUAGACGCCGAGGCUGAAGACGAGGACAAGGGAUCCAAUAGCGAUUAUGAUUAUCUGCUGAACAUGCCUAUCUACAGUCUGACGAAAGAGAAGAUCGAGAAACUUCGUAAGCAAGCCGCCGAUCAGGAAGCAGAGAUCAUGGUACUCCUCAAAAAAUCGCCGAAAGAUAUCUGGAAUGAGGACUUGGAGAAGUUUUUGGAUGAAUGGCGCAAAACCGAAGACGAGUUUCAACAAAAGAUGGCCGCCAGUACUGCUGCUGUCAAAAAAGGCAAACGGAAACAAGCUGUGCUCCAAACUCGGAAGUCCCUCGGUGGAGGAGGCAAUCGAGGUAACAACGACUCUGAUGACGAUUUCCAGCCCGUCAAAGCAGCGGCUAAGAAAAGAGCACCCGCUGUGCCAGCCUCUUCGAAGACCACCAAGGCUAAAACGAAGAAAGAGAAUAGUGACGAUGAAGAGGAUGCCAGCGAGCUUCCCAAAAAACCUGCAACCAAGAAAGCUGUUGCCAGACCAAAGAUAGAAUCUGACUCGGACGUCGAGAUAGCCGAAAUUCGGAAUGCAGCUCGCAAUAAAGGGAAAGCAAAAGCAGCCCCGAAACGAAAAAGUCCAGACAUCGAUGAUGAUGAGGAGGAGGAGGAGGAGAUCGUACAUCCGCCCAAGAAGAAAAAAAUACAGGAAUAUUUCUCUGGGAAGACCUCGUCGAACACUGUAACCGGCGAGUCUUCCAAUGGCUCGCCUCCUGCAGCAAAGACGAACCCGAAUCCUGCUCAGGCGCGGAAGGUAUCUAAGAGCAUGAAACCCGCUUCUCCGCCCAAACCAAAGAAGGCUCGACCAGCAGUCAUCAAAUCAGACUCAGAAGAUGACAUGGACCUCUACGACGAUUUACCCAAACCUCCGCCUCGCGCAGCGUCCUCGCGAGCAGCUCGAGGAAAGGCCAAGGCUUAUAUUGAUAUCGCAUCUGACGACGACGAGGGCGAUGGUUCCUUGUUUGUUGACGAUGAUUGAACCUUAAGGUCCACUUAAGUUAUAUUGUAAAGUUACUCUCUCUUACCCCUAUACAUAGCAAAUUAUCGGAUUCCCUGUAUGUAUCAUCUGUUUACACAAAGUCAUAUAUAUAUGCGAUAUGAAGUAACUAUACAUACAGACUAAUUAUACUUACC